AUGCCAGAGGAGAACGGGAGGGCGGUCGUCCCCCCCGACAGCCCGGGGUGGGCGGCGGAGGCCGGGGGGCCGGGGGCCGAGGCUGGCAGCCCCCCGCCCACCCCCCGCCGGCGCUUGGCCUCCACCAAGCACAAGUCUCAGGGCAGCCCCACGGUGCCGCGCUCCCCCCGGGCCCUCUUCUGCCUCCGGCUCAGCCACCCCCUGCGCCAGGCCGCCAUCAGCAUCGUGGAGUGGAAGCCCUUCGACAUCCUCAUCCUCAUGACGAUCUUCGCCAACUGCGUGGCCCUGGGGGUCUAUAUCCCCUUCCCCGAGGACGACUCCAACACGGCCAACCACGACCUGGAGCAGGUGGAAUACGUCUUCCUCAUCAUCUUCACGGUGGAGACGUUCCUGAAGAUCAUCGCGUACGGGCUGGUCCUGCACCCCAGCGCCUACAUCCGCAACGGCUGGAACCUGCUGGACUUCGUCAUCGUGGUGGUGGGGCUGUUCAGCGUGGUCUUGGAGCAGGCAUCCCACAAGCCCGGGGACGCCCACCACAUGAGCGGGAAGCCGGGCGGCUUCGACGUCAAAGCCCUGCGGGCCUUCCGCGUCCUCCGGCCCCUGCGCCUCGUCUCCGGCGUCCCCAGCCUGCACAUCGUGCUCAACUCCAUCAUGAAGGCCAUGGUGCCCCUGCUGCACAUCGCGCUGCUCGUCCUCUUCGUCAUCAUCAUCUACGCCAUCAUCGGCCUGGAGCUCUUCAUCGGCCGCAUGCACAAGACCUGCUUCCUCGUGGGCUCAGACCUGGAGGCCGAGGAGGAGCCCUCGCCCUGCGCCUUCUCGGGGCACGGCCGGGAGUGUCCCCUCAACAGCACCGAGUGCCGGGGCCGCUGGGAGGGGCCGAACGGCGGGAUCACCAACUUCGACAACUUCUUCUUCGCCAUGCUGACCGUCUUCCAGUGCAUCACCAUGGAGGGCUGGACCGACGUGCUGUACUGGAUGCAGGACGCUAUGGGGCACGAGCUGCCCUGGGUUUACUUCGUCAGCCUGGUCAUCUUCGGCUCCUUCUUCGUGCUCAACCUGGUGCUGGGGGUGCUGAGCGGGGAGUUCUCCAAGGAGCGGGAGAAGGCCAAAGCCCGGGGGGACUUCCAGAAGCUGCGGGAGAAGCAGCAGAUGGAGGAGGAUCUCAGGGGCUACCUGGACUGGAUCACGCAGGCCGAGGACAUCGACCCCGACAACGAGGAGGGGGACCCCGAGGACAAGCACGCCCCCAGUCUCCCCGCGAGUGAAACGACGUCCGUCAACACCGAGAACGUGGGCGAAGAGGAGCAUCACGCCACCUGCUGCGACGUGUAUCUAGGCAAAAUCUCAAAGACAAAAUUCUGCCGCCGGUGCCGGCGCAUGAACCGGCUCCUGCGGAAGCGCUGCCGCCUGGCCGUGAAAUCCGUCUCCUUCUACUGGAUGGUCCUGAUCCUCGUCUUCCUCAACACGCUGACGAUCGCCUCCGAGCACGACAACCAGCCCGACUGGCUGACGCAGAUCCAGGCCUACGCCAACAAGGUGCUGCUCUCGCUCUUCACGCUGGAGAUGCUGCUCAAGCUCUACGCCCUGGGCCUGCAGGGCUAUUUCGUCAGCUUCUUCAACCGCUUCGACUGCUUCGUGGUGUGCGGGGGCAUCCUGGAGACGGUGCUGGUGGAGCUGCAGCUCAUGGAGCCGCUCGGCAUCUCCGUGCUCCGCUGCGUCCGCCUGCUGCGCAUCUUCAAAGUCACCAGGCACUGGGCGUCGCUGAGUAACCUGGUGGCCUCGCUGCUGAACUCCAUGAAAUCGAUCGCGUCCCUGCUCCUGCUGCUCUUCCUCUUCAUCAUCAUCUUCUCCCUGCUGGGGAUGCAGCUCUUCGGCGGCAAGUUCAACUUCGACGAGACCCAGACCAAGCGCAGCACGUUCGACACCUUCCCGCAGGCGCUGCUCACCGUCUUCCAGAUCCUGACGGGCGAGGACUGGAACGCGGUGAUGUACGACGGGAUCAUGGCGUACGGGGGCCCGUCCUUCCCCGGCAUGCUGGUGUGCGUCUACUUCAUCAUCCUCUUCAUCUGCGGCAACUAUAUCCUGCUGAACGUCUUCCUGGCCAUUGCUGUGGACAAUCUGGCCGAUGGGGACAACAUCAACUCGUCCAAGGAGGAGAGCAGAAAGGGGAAGGCUGUGGAUGAGGCCCAGGGCAGCGGCAGCCAGGAUGGCAGCGUGAAGGUGCCGUGCGGGGAGGAGGAGGAGGAGGAGGAGGACGAAGGAGGAGGGGAGGAGACCGAGGAGGGUGACCAGGAGAGCCUGGCCGAGUCCCACCUGGACAAGCUGGAGGAGGCGCCAACCGAGAAAGUCCUGCCCAUCCCGGCCGGCAGCGCCUUCUUCAUCCUGAGCAGCACCAACCCGCUCCGGGUGGGGUGUCACGCCUUGAUCCAUCACCACAUCUUCACCAACCUCAUCCUCGUCUUCAUCAUCCUCAGCAGCAUCUCGCUGGCCGCCGAGGACCCCAUCCGGGCCCACUCCUUCCGCAACAUCAUUCUGGGGUACUUCGACUAUGCCUUCACCUCCAUCUUCACCGUGGAGAUCCUGCUCAAGAUGACAGCCUACGGCGCCUUCCUCCACAAAGGCUCCUUCUGCAGGAAUUGGUUCAACCUGCUGGAUCUGCUGGUCGUCAGCGUCUCCCUCAUCUCCUUUGGGAUCCACUCCAGCGCCAUCUCUGUGGUGAAGAUUUUGCGGGUGCUGCGCGUGCUGCGGCCUCUCCGAGCCAUCAACCGGGCCAAGGGCCUGAAGCACGUGGUCCAGUGUGUCUUCGUGGCCAUUCGCACCAUCGGCAACAUCAUGAUCGUCACCACCCUGCUGCAGUUCAUGUUCGCCUGCAUCGGGGUGCAGCUCUUCAAGGGCAAAUUCUACAGCUGCACGGACGAGGCCAAGCACACGCCAGAGGAAUGCAAGGGCACGUUCAUCGUGUACAAGGACGGGGACGUGGGGCACCCCAUGGUGCGCGAGCGGAUCUGGCACAACAGCGACUUCAACUUCGACAACGUCCUGUCCGGCAUGAUGGCCCUGUUCACCGUCUCCACCUUCGAGGGCUGGCCCAGCCUGCUGUACAAGGCGAUCGACGCCAACGGGGAGAACCUAGGCCCCAUCUACAACUACCGGGUGGAGAUCUCCGUCUUCUUCAUCGUCUACAUCAUCAUCAUCGCCUUCUUCAUGAUGAACAUCUUCGUGGGCUUCGUCAUCAUCACCUUCCGCGCCCAGGGCGAGCAGGAGUACCGCAACUGCGAGCUGGACAAGAACCAGCGGCAGUGCGUGGAGUACGCGCUGAAGGCCCAGCCGCUGCGGCGCUACAUCCCCAAGAACCGGCACCAGCACCGGGUGUGGGCGGCCGUGAACUGCUCGGCCUUCGAGUACGGCAUGUUCCUGCUCAUCCUGCUCAACACCAUCGCCCUGGCCGUGCAGCACUACGAGCAGUCGCAGCCCUUCAACUACGUCAUGGACCUGCUCAACAUGGUCUUCACCGGCCUCUUCACCGUGGAGAUGGUGCUGAAAAUCAUCGCCUUCAAACCCCGGCACUAUUUCUGCGACGCCUGGAACACCUUCGACGCGCUGAUCGUGGUGGGCAGCGUGGUGGACAUCGCCGUCACCGAGGUCAAUAAUGGCGGCCAUGUCGGAGAGAGCUCGGAGGACAGCGCCCGCAUCUCCAUCACCUUCUUCCGCCUCUUCCGCGUCAUGCGCCUGGUGAAGCUGCUCAGCAAAGGCGAAGGGAUCCGCACGCUGCUCUGGACCUUCAUCAAGUCCUUCCAGGCCCUGCCCUAUGUCGCCCUGCUGAUCGCCAUGAUCUUCUUCAUCUACGCCGUCAUUGGCAUGCAGAUCUUCGGCAAAGUGGCGCUGCAGGACGGGACGCAGAUCAACCGCAACAACAACUUCCAGACCUUCCCGCAGGCCGUGCUGCUGCUCUUCAGGUAGCGCGCGGCCCCGGGCCCCCGCUCCCCCGGGGC
Molecule: messenger RNA, 3992 nt
Organism: Mauremys mutica (yellowpond turtle)
Lineage: Eukaryota; Metazoa; Chordata; Testudines; Geoemydidae
Product: voltage-dependent L-type calcium channel subunit alpha-1F-like
Exons: 34
Coding region: 1-3960 (1319 amino acids)
Biological process (GO): calcium ion import across plasma membrane
Cellular component (GO): membrane; voltage-gated calcium channel complex
Molecular function (GO): high voltage-gated calcium channel activity
Source: RefSeq, a predicted model, not a curated record